This is a messenger RNA of Mycena indigotica, 1218 nucleotides long. RefSeq names its product GTP-binding protein 2. Bases 1 to 1218 code for a protein of 405 amino acids. The record is from RefSeq and is a predicted model, not a curated record. The transcript is spliced from 2 exons. NCBI's taxonomy places the organism in Eukaryota, Fungi, Basidiomycota, Agaricomycetes, Agaricales, Mycenaceae.
AUGUUUGCCGAGAACGAGUCGGAAAGCCCAAGGGUUCCCUCUCCGUGGGACCCUUUCAUCUCGACGCCGCCUUCUCCUUCGCCGAGUCCUGUGCCCCGUCUUGUUCCUGAGCAAGACGAUGGUAACGUGGAAUACAAGCUACAGCUCCUUUCGCCUUCUCCUGGUCGCUUUGCCCGACUGGUCACUCAGAUGAAGUGGCGGCUGCUUGAGGGCGGCGGCCAAGCGUACUAUGAGCUUGGCGUAGCGGACAGUGGAAUGCUUGUGGGGCUACCCCGCGCAGAGCUCGAGCAAAGCCUCGAGACGCUGGAGAUGAUGGCUGGCGAAAUUGGCGCCAGCGUUAUUGUUGUCAAAGAAAUUGAGGUCCCGGCGGCUAUGCUUGACCUUGUGUCGGCUGACCCCGACUCGUGGUACGGGAAGCGAACAGCUAGACGACAGCCGCUCCUGCUUACUUCUGAUGAAUCAACGGCCACCAACACCGAGACGGAGCUCUCCGCCACUGACGUCGACGACGAGCUAUCCACGUCCGUCAAGAAUGGCGUUGAAAGUAUCUUUUCCAUGGACGACCUUGAUGAUAUGGACUCGGCAUUGGUGCCUCAAGGUCACUUUGACCUCGAAAUUGCCUCGGUUUACAAACCGCGGCCCGUUCGCGAGCGGUCACAGGGCCACCAGAACCUCCACCACAAGAAGAAGGGUGCGAAGGGCAAGAAGGGAAAACAUCUCCCGGACGGCCUGCUUUCUUCGGCAGCUCACGAGUCGGAUGGGGUCAAGGCCAUCAAGGCCCAGAAACGACGACAAAACCGUGACCGCAAACGUGAAGAGCGUCUGAAUACCUUGGUCCAGGAAGUGUCUGAGGCUGUCGAGGCAGCUCAAGUCGAGGAGAAAGGGUGUUCGCAAACUGAUGCUCUUGUUACAGACUUGGAGGCGCUUCAUGUCUCAGUCAAUCCCGAGCCGUCAUCCAUCCCAGCGCUUGAGCUGCCCGUUGACGACCCCGACCUCGAUCUUGAUGGCGAAGACGAUGUUUUCCCGUCAAUGGUCACAGCUGUGCCUGGCCCAUUCACCGGUCUCGCUUCAACUCAUCUCACUGUCCCUGUCACUCCCUUAACGAGCACCAACGCGUCAAAUGUGGAGCCUCGUCUUAUCGUCGAGGCACUUGUGGUCCGCAAAAUGUCGAUAGAAGAGGCGUUCUUAGAUUUUGGUGGCGCUUUCUCGUUGACCUGA